Messenger RNA from Ochotona princeps (American pika), 893 nucleotides. Its product is annotated as CD151 antigen. Gene Ontology annotation, cellular component: membrane. Lineage: Eukaryota; Metazoa; Chordata; Mammalia; Lagomorpha; Ochotonidae. The coding region runs from base 26 to 787 and encodes 253 amino acids. The record is from RefSeq and is a predicted model, not a curated record. The transcript is spliced from 7 exons.
GACCUGUCCCCCUUGCAGAUCCAGGAUGGGCGAGUUCAACGAGAAGAAGGCCACGUAUAGCACAGUCUGCCUUAAGUACCUGCUGUUUUGCUACAACUGCUGCUUCUGGCUGGCCGGCCUGGCCGUCAUGGCGGUGGGUGUCUGGACCCUGGCCCUCAAGAGCGACUACAUCAGCCUGCUGGCCUCUGGCACCUACCUGGCCACGGCCUACAUCCUGGUGGUGGCCGGCGUCGUCGUCAUGGUCACUGGCGUGCUGGGCUGCUGUGCCACCUUCAAGGAGCGGCGGAACCUGCUGCGGCUGUACUUCAUGCUGCUGCUGCUCAUCUUCCUGCUGGAGGUCAUCGCGGGCAUCCUGGCCUAUGUCUACUACCAGCAGCUGAAUGCCGAGCUCAAGGACAGCCUCAAGGGCACCAUGACCAUGCAGUACCGGCAGGCCGGCCACGAAGGGGUGACCAGUGCCGUGGACAAGCUGCAGCAAGAGUUCCACUGCUGUGGCAGCAACAACUCGCAGGACUGGCGGGAGAGUGUGUGGAUCCGCUCAGGGGAGGCUGAGGGCCGCGUGGUUCCUGACAGCUGCUGCAAGACGGUGGUGCCCAACUGUGGGCAGCGGGACCAUGCCUCCAACAUCUACAAGGUGGAGGGCGGCUGCAUCACCAAGCUGGAGACCUUCAUCCAGGAGCACCUGAAGGUCAUCGGGGCUGUGGGCAUCGGCAUUGCCUGUGUGCAGGUCUUUGGCAUGUUCUUCACUUGCUGUCUGUACCGGAGCCUCAAGCUGGAGCAUUACUGAGCCGGGCGUGGCUGCCCACCGUGCUGCAGCUGCCCCCACUACUGAGCUGACACUACUGAGAGCAGAGGGGCCCAGGCCUCCCCUCUGCCCCUGCCCCGUGCCUGUG